AUGCUAGUAGCAAGCGGCGAUGGAUCGAUCAUGACGGCUGGCUGUGGCGCCUGCAUCUGGAGCUGCACUUGCUGGCCUGCGGCGGCGUUGUCGUGCCUUUGCCGGUUCUUCCUUUUCGCCUCUGGCCGCUUGAUCUCCUCGUCCAGCGCGGCGCCCGCGCUGCAGCUCACGUCGGGCGCGUCGCACCAGCCUGCACCACCCGGCAGGAGGACGCGCCAUGAGCGGCCGAGCGACGGUUCAGGAGCAAAGCUGUCGUCGGGGCAGCUGAUGCCGCAGCUCUUGCUGCCUUGCUUCUUCGCGUGA
Molecule: messenger RNA, 303 nt
Organism: Emiliania huxleyi CCMP1516
Lineage: Eukaryota; Haptophyta; Isochrysidales; Noelaerhabdaceae
Exons: 1
Coding region: 1-303 (100 amino acids)
Source: RefSeq, a predicted model, not a curated record